GAUGACGACGGUGGGCCGCUGCCCGUAAUGCAUCGGCGGAGCGCGUGCACUCCUUCCAGCGCCGGCUUGGACCAAAGCAAGCCCUCGGUCCGCGACACCUUCGACCGCGACGCCCUCCGCCUAAGCACGCUCUUCGGGAAGUCUGGUGUGACGAUCCCCUCGACCGGCACUCCACUGGCGGCUUUGCCGGGCGCGUCCGAGUACCACGUCGCCGUCGGCUUCGGUACGCCGGUGCAGAAGUUCCACGUGGGGUUCGACACGGGCAGCGCCUCCGCGGGAGCCACGCUGCUCCAGUGCAAGCCAUGCGCCGGGGCCCGUGGCGCGCCGUGCCCCCGUGCUUUCGACCCGUCCAAGUCCACCUCCCUUGCCCACGUCCCGUGCGGCUCGCCGGACUGCGACGUAAGCGAGUGCAGGGGACGCCGCUGCACGCGCACACUCAACUGGAAGAACGGGCUGCAAAAUGCCACCUUCGUGACGGACACGCUCACGCUCACGCGGUCGGUCACCGUGGACAAGCUCAGGUUCUUUUGCCUGGAGAUGGCCGCCAGGUCGGGGGACGGCUCGUCCGGCAUCCUGGACCUCAGCCGGGACAGGCACUCGCUGGCGUCCCGGGUGGCUCCGUCUCCGGCCACGGUGACCUUCUCCUACUGCCUGCCGUCGUAUGCCGACUCCAUCGGCUUCCUCUCCGUCGGCGCCGCCCGGCCGGAGCUCGCCGGCCAUAACGUGUCCUACGCCACCCUGCGGAGCAAGGCCCUGCACCCGAACCUCUACUCCGUCCAGCUCGUCGGUUUCUCCAUCGCCGGCCGGGAUUCCAAGAUCUCGCCCAUCAAAUUCGUUGGUGACACGGUGUUCGAGCUGCACACGACCUUCACCUACCUGAGGCCGGACGUCUACGCGGUCCUUCGCGAGCAGUUCAAGGGGUGGAUGAGGCCGUACCGCGCCGCGCCGCCGCUGGGUGACCUCGACACGUGCUACGACUUCAGCGGCCUGAGCGCCCUGAUCCUGCCGGACGUGACGCUCCGCUUCAAGGGCGGAGCGACAAUGGACCUUGACAUCGAGAACUUGAUGUACUUCGAGGACCCCGGGAACCACUUCUCCGUGGGGUGCCUCGCGUUCGCCGCGGCGCGCACCCUGGAGCCCGUGGUUGCGGUGAUCGGAACCCUGGCGCAAGGGAUGACGGAGGUGGUCUAUGACGUGCUCGGAGGAAAGGUUGGGCUAAUUCCCCGCCGCUGCUGAUUGUCAACGUGCAUGAUGCAUCUAUGCAUAGCUUCUCGUUUUGCUUGCUUCACAAAUGAGCGCCCAUGUAAUAAGAAUCAUAAGUCAUAUAGUCGUAUGUAACUGUGGA
Molecule: messenger RNA, 1345 nt
Organism: Aegilops tauschii subsp. strangulata
Lineage: Eukaryota; Viridiplantae; Streptophyta; Magnoliopsida; Poales; Poaceae
Product: aspartyl protease AED1-like
Biological process (GO): proteolysis
Molecular function (GO): aspartic-type endopeptidase activity
Source: RefSeq, a predicted model, not a curated record